This is a messenger RNA of Melozone crissalis (California towhee), 1788 nucleotides long. RefSeq names its product frizzled class receptor 5 (gene FZD5). NCBI's taxonomy places the organism in Eukaryota, Metazoa, Chordata, Aves, Passeriformes, Passerellidae. Gene Ontology annotation, cellular component: plasma membrane. Gene Ontology annotation, biological process: canonical Wnt signaling pathway; non-canonical Wnt signaling pathway. The record is from RefSeq and is a predicted model, not a curated record. The transcript is spliced from 3 exons. Bases 292 to 1770 code for a protein of 492 amino acids. Gene Ontology annotation, molecular function: Wnt-protein binding; Wnt receptor activity.
GGACUUCAUCUCUGUGAUGAAAUCAGCUACAAGUGAUGAGUUAAUGUUUGACCAGGACCACACAAGCUGCACAAGGAAACUAUGUGCAAGACCUUCUCUUCCUCCUUAUUUGCUUUACAAGGAACCACUGCAUCCCAGCUGAAAACUUGUCAGUGAGUGGAAGGUAUGACUGUGAGGACAUGUAUUGCCAGUCCAUGCCUGAAUCCUCUGGGCUGGAGCCAGGAGCAGGGGUUAGAUGUACUGCCAAGCAGACCUGCCUAGCACAGUGGAGCUUCAUGGACCUUUCUGCACAUGGAUAAAAGCAUGUACACCCCCAUCUGCCUGUCCGACUACACGAAGCCGCUGCCCCCCUGCCGCUCCGUCUGCGAGCGGGCCAAGGCCGGCUGCUCGCCCAUCAUGCAGCAGUACGGUUUCGCCUGGCCCGAGAGGAUGAGCUGUGACAACCUGCCGGUGCUGGGGGACUCUGAGGUGCUUUGCAUGGGAUACAACCACACGGAAGCCACCACCCUGCCGCCUUUCUUCGGGAAGCCCACGCGCCCUGCCAAGGACAUGGCCAAAAACCUGACGCCGCUCGAUGGGCAGCGCCUCUCAGGGCUGGACUGUGGUCAGACUUGCAAGUGCAAAGCACCCCUGAUCCCCAUCUCCAAGGAGUCCCAUCCGCUGUACAACCGCAUCAGGACCGGGAAGGUACUCAACUGUGCCAUCCCCUGCUACCAGCCCUACUUUACCCAGGAUGAGAAGACCUUCGCUACCUUCUGGAUCGGCCUCUGGUCCAUCCUCUGCUUCCUCUCCACCUCGACCACCGUGGCCACCUUCCUCAUUGACAUGGAGCGCUUCAAGUACCCUGAGCGCCCCAUCAUCUUCCUCUCUGCCUGCUACCUCUUCGUUUCCCUGGGCUACAUCGUGCGCCUGGUGGCAGGGCACGCCAAUGUGGCUUGCAACCCGGAGCACCACCACAUCCAUUAUGAGACCACAGGCCCUGCUCUCUGCACCGUGGUUUUCCUUCUCCUCUACUUCUUCGGCAUGGCCAGCUCCAUCUGGUGGGUCAUCCUGUCCCUCACCUGGUUCCUGGCUGCUGGCAUGAAGUGGGGCAACGAGGCCAUUGCCAGCUACUCACAGUACUUCCACCUGGCUGCCUGGCUCAUCCCCAGUGCCAAAUCCAUUGCUGUACUGGCACUGAGCUCUGUUGACGGUGACCCGGUGGCUGGGGUUUGCUAUGUGGGCAACCAGAGCCUGGAGAAUCUGCGUGGCUUUGUGCUGGCACCACUAGUGGUUUAUCUCUUCACCGGCAGCCUCUUCCUGCUGGCUGGCUUCAUCUCGCUCUUUCGCAUCCGCAGCGUGAUCAAGCAGGGCGGCACCAAAACCGACAAGCUGGAGAAGCUGAUGAUCCGCAUCGGCAUCUUCACCGUGCUCUACACCGUGCCUGCCACCAUCGUCAUCGCCUGCUACAUCUACGAGCAGCACAACCGGGAGGCCUGGGAGCAGGCACAGAACUGCUCCUGCCCGGGGGACUCUCACCGCCCCAAGCCUGACUAUGCUGUCUUCAUGCUCAAGUACUUCAUGUGCCUUGUGGUGGGGAUCACCUCCGGCGUUUGGAUCUGGUCUGGCAAGACGCUGGAGUCCUGGAGGCGCUUCAGCACCCGCUGCUGCCGGGCCAGGAAGCCUGCAGGUGCCUCGGUGUACGGUGAGGCCAGCCCGGCGCUGGUGGGCAGGACGGUGCUGCCCAGCAUGGCCUCCUACCACAAGCAGGUCCCGCUGUCCCAUGUGUGAUCAGAGGGAGCCUCGGUG